CCACCAUGCACAACUUCACAACUUCAGCGCACGAAUUGUGAUAUCAUUCACACAAAUCAACCGGUUUCAGGCACGCUGUCGCAAGAGAACCUGUCAUCUAUAAAAUGGCCAAGUCCCGCAGGAACCGAGGCAACGCCCAGCGCAAAGACCCCAUAAAGUCUGUAAAGCCGCCGUCCGACCCAGAACUCGCCGCGCUGCGCGAGCAGAAGAUUCUCCCCGUCAUCAAGGACCUGAAGAGCGCCGACCCCAAGUCUCGCUCCGCCGCGGCCGCUGCCGUCUCAAACAUCAUCCAGGAUGAAAGGUGUCGCAAGCUGCUGCUGCGCGAACAGAUUGUUCACACCGUGCUCACCCAGACUUUGACGGAUGCCGCCCUCGAGAGCCGUGCUGCUGGCUGGGGCAUUCUCCAGGUGCUGGCGCAAGAGGAGGAAUCUGAUUUCUGCAUUCAUCUAUACCGAGUAGAUGUGCUCACUGCCAUUGAGUAUGCGGCCAAGUCGAUCUCUGAGACGCUCCAGUCCAAAGAGACGGAAUUCCUGAAGAAGUCCAAGACAGAGCAGGCCACAGUACUAAGCAUCGCAUCAUCGCUGAUCUCUCUUCUGACCGCCCUGGCUGAGGCCCAAGAUGACAUCUUGGAAGCCAUCGCCCGCAAUGCCGUCAUUCCACGAUUUGUCUUCCUUCUUAGCUCUAACGAGCUCUCACACAUCCCUGAGGUGGUAUCUCUCCGAACCGACACCCUCGCCUGCCUCAUGAUCCUUUGCGAGGACAACGAGGAACUUGCCGAAAAGAUCAUCAACUCCAAGGGACCUCGCUGUUACGACACCGUCCUGGCGCUGCGCGAGGAGCCCAGUAGCGACGGCGUGCUUGCCUGUGGCGUCCUUCACAACAUUUUCGCCUCUCUUGAGGGCCAGGACAUUCCCCUCGGCGCCGACGACUCAUUCCUCAUCCCUACUCUCUCCAAGGCCAUCGGCUCGUUCCAGCCCGGACAGGUUGUCACCGACGCCACUGGCUGGGCGAACCCCAUCGAGUACCAGCAGCUGGCGCUCGAGAUCCUUGCCUCCAUUGGAACCAGCCUCAACAACUCUCGGGACGCUGCCGAGGCCCCUAAGCCCCAGGCUGGGGGUGCCAAGGAUGACGAGGCUAUGGAUGAUGCUGAUGACGACGCUGACGAAGCUGGAUCUGACGGCGAAGGGCCUGAUGGUGAGGACGGCGAGGAUGAAGAGGAUGAAGAGAUGGAUCAGGACGAGAUGGAGGCCGAUAUGGAUAUGGUAACAGGUGCCGACGAUGACGAGAACCACGACAACAUCGAUGACCUGCCCGUCCUCAAAGCCCUCAUCCAAACCGCCCUCCCUGAGCUCAUUCGCAUCGCCGCCCUCCCCCCCAACGACGACGCCAGCAUCCGCCUCCAGGGCCACGCCCUCUCCGCCCUCAACAACAUUGCCUGGUCCGUCUCCCUCAUCGACUUCGCCGACCCCCACAACGCCGCCAUCCAGGCCACAUGGCAGCCCGCCGGUCAGGCCCUGUGGACCCAGGUCAUCGCCGCCAUCCUCGCGACCGACACCGCCGACGUUGCCCUCGCCACGCACGUUACGAGCCUCGCCUGGGCCGUCGCCCGCUCCCUCCGCGGCAGCGCCACCCCGCUGGCUGGCGACGAGCACCGCCGCUUCAUCGCGCUCUACCAGGCGACCAAGGGCGCCGCGGCCGUCCAGAACACAGAGGAUCCUUUCCAGGCCCUCGGCGUUAAGUGCGUCGGCGUCCUCGGUCAACUCGCCCUCGACCCGGCUCCCACAGACCGCAACCGUGAGAUUGCCGCUUUCCUCAUCACCCUUCUCACUAGUCUGCCCAACACGCCCUCCGCGGAUGCUGUUGAGGCGCUCAACCAGCUCUUCGACAUCUACGGCAACGAGGAGUACGCUUACGACCGUGAGGUCUUCUGGAAGGACAACUUCCUCAAGCAUCUCGAGGACGCUGUCCCCAAGGUACGCGCCAUGGUUAAGACCAUUAAUAAGCAAGCCCAGGCCGAGCUGCGUCUGCGGGCUGAUGAAGCCGUGCUGAACUUGAAUCGUUUCUUGGCGUAUAAGCGGAAGAACAAGCCAAAGGCGUAGAUACUGGGAAAAUAUUAUAGGAAAGGAAAGGCAUAGGAAAAGUAAUGAAAUAUGA
This is a messenger RNA of Ilyonectria robusta, 2154 nucleotides long. RefSeq lists its product as uncharacterized. The coding region runs from base 105 to 2099 and encodes 664 amino acids. NCBI's taxonomy places the organism in Eukaryota, Fungi, Ascomycota, Sordariomycetes, Hypocreales, Nectriaceae. Gene Ontology annotation, biological process: ribosomal large subunit biogenesis; protein import into nucleus. The transcript has 2 exons. The record is from RefSeq and is a predicted model, not a curated record.